Gavialis gangeticus (Gharial) is the source of this 4636-nucleotide messenger RNA. It is a transcript of the gene PCCA, whose product is annotated as propionyl-CoA carboxylase alpha subunit. Bases 1 to 2112 code for a protein of 703 amino acids. The transcript has 24 exons. Gene Ontology annotation, molecular function: propionyl-CoA carboxylase activity; ATP binding; metal ion binding. Gene Ontology annotation, cellular component: mitochondrion. NCBI's taxonomy places the organism in Eukaryota, Metazoa, Chordata, Crocodylia, Gavialidae. The record is from RefSeq and is a predicted model, not a curated record.
AUGAACAUUGGCCGACAGUCUGGGGAUGUGUGUGUUGUACUUCAUUCAAGAUGGUGCCUUAUAACUUCCCGUUCAUUAUAUUCAGCUAUAUAUGAUCCAAAUGAGAAGACCUUUGAGAAACUCCUCAUUGCCAACAGAGGAGAGAUUGCUUGCAGGGUCAUCAAAACAUGCAAGAAGAUGGGCAUUAAAACAGUUGCUGUGCAUAGUGAUGUUGAUUCCAGUGCCGUUCACGUGAAAAUGGCGGAUGAAGCUGUCUGUGUUGGCCCAGCUCCCACCAGCAAAAGCUACCUCAACAUGGAUGCCAUCAUGGAAGUCAUUAAGAAAACCAGGGCCCAAGCUGUCCACCCAGGAUAUGGAUUUCUUUCAGAAAACAAAGAAUUUGCUAGGCGUCUGGAAUUGGAUGGUAUCACCUUCAUUGGACCUGACACGCAUGCUAUUCAAGCUAUGGGAGACAAGAUUGAAAGCAAAUUGUUAGCCAAGAAUGCAAAGGUCAACACAAUCCCUGGUUUUGAUGGGGUAGUCAAGGAUGCAGAUGAAGCUGUCAGAAUUGCAAGGGAAAUUGGCUACCCUGUCAUGAUCAAGGCCUCAGCAGGUGGUGGCGGGAAAGGCAUGAGAAUCGCUUGGGAUGAUGAAGAGACCAGGGAAGGUUUUAGGUUUUCUUCUCAAGAAGCAGCUUCAAGUUUUGGUGAUGAUAGACUGUUGAUAGAAAAGUUCAUUGAUAACCCUCGCCACAUAGAAAUCCAGGUUUUGGGAGAUAAGCAUGGCAAUGCUUUGUGGCUGAAUGAGAGAGAGUGUUCCAUUCAAAGAAGAAAUCAGAAGGUUGUGGAAGAGGCACCAAGCACUUUUCUGGAUCCUGAAACUCGAAGAGCAAUGGGAGAACAAGCAGUAGCUCUUGCCAAAGCAGUAAAAUAUUCCUCUGCUGGAACAGUAGAAUUCCUUGUGGAUUCCAAGAAGAAUUUUUACUUCUUGGAAAUGAACACUAGACUUCAGGUUGAACAUCCCGUCACAGAAUGCAUUACCGGGCUGGACCUAGUCCAAGAAAUGAUCCGUGUUGCUAAGGGUUACCCUCUCAGGCACAAACAAGCUGAUAUUCCCAUCAAUGGCUGGGCAGUUGAAUGUCGAGUUUAUGCUGAGGAUCCCUAUAAAUCUUUUGGCCUGCCGUCUAUUGGUAAACUGUCGCAGUACCAAGAACCAUUGCAUGUGCCCAAUGUACGUGUUGACAGCGGCAUACAGCAAGGAAGUGAUAUUAGCAUUUAUUAUGAUCCUAUGAUCUCAAAACUAGUUACUUAUGGCUCUAAUAGAGCUGAAGCAUUGCAAAGAAUGGAAGAGGCUCUGGACAAUUACGUAAUUCGAGGUGUGACUCAUAAUAUUGCUUUGCUGCGAGAAGUGAUAAUCCAUCCACGCUUUGUUCAGGGCGAUAUCAGCACUAAGUUUCUUCCAGAAGUCUAUCCUGAUGGCUUUAAAGGACACAAAUUGACAGAUCUUGAAAAAAGGGAACUACUAGCAACAGCAGCAUCUUUGUAUGUGGCUGAACAACAGAGAUCACAGCAAUUUUUAGGGACUCCAAGAAUUUCUAUUGAUAAAUCAAAUGCGAGUAGCUGGGAGCUGUUUGUACAUCUGGGAGAUGCAACUCACUCUGCUACAGUUUCAAAGACUGGUUCAACAUUCUCUGUGGAAGUUGAUGGGACGAAACUAAACGUGACCAGUGAAUGGAACCUGGCUUCACCCUUAUUGCCUGUCACUAUUGAUGGCACUCUGAGGACUAUGCAGUGCCUUUCUCGAGAUGCAGCAGGAAACAUAAGCAUUCAGUUUCUAGGCACAGUGUACAAAUUAAGAAUACUGACCCAGCUUGCUGCUGAGUUGAGUAAGUACAUGCCAGAGAAAGUGGAGGAGGACACCACCAGCAUUUUGAGAUCACCGAUGCCUGGAGCAGUGGUGGCUGUUUCUGUCAAGCCUGGUGACAUGGUCUCAGAAGGUCAAGAGAUUUGUGUGAUCGAAGCUAUGAAAAUGCAGAACAGUCUGAUUGCUGCUAAAACUGGCAAGGUGAAAAUUGUGCACUGUAAGGCUGGUGAGACCGUUGGGGAAGGAGAUCUGCUGGUGGAACUGGAAUGAAACACAUUUAUUUCACAUCUUCAUCCAGGUCAAUGAACUCUUUAUGUCUAUCUAUCAGAAAUAUAAAACGAAGGCAAUAUUAUGUGGAAAUCUGAAAGACAGAUGUUUCCAGGCAGCAGAUUUCAUAGUUGUAUUUAUUGCAUAAAUGUAAGAUGACCCAUGCAGCUACCAAAACUGACAACAGAUCUCAGAUUUUUACUUCUAUACAUAGGUACUUGUACAUAAGAUUUGUAACGGUCUCUGAUUUUCAAUAUCCAAUAAAUUUCAAUUAAAAAAAAUCAGUAUUUCUUCUUUAAAAUGCUAAAGCCUCUUUGAGUGUUUAAGUAAAUAACUUCAGCCAUGUUAGUUCAUAUGGGCAUGAACCCACUUUCAUGAAGUAAUGAGUAAAAGUAAAAAAAUCCCCAAAGAACAAACUGAGCAAUUUUGCUGUUACUGAGUGUUAUAGACAUUAAACAGUUAUUGCAAAGGACUUUAUUUCUAUUCAGAUUUAUUAUAUUCAUUAGCACUUUGAAGUUACUGCACAGAAUAUACUUAGAACACCUACAACGUUUUCUUUUGCUGGUGGCAGACUUUUUCCACAAUCUGAUGCGCAGACCUCCAGGAAUUGUAUUCCUUUCCAAAGUCCUUCUCUCAUUUUCCUUUCCACUCUUCACUUGAUGCAGGCUCUUCUGGAAAUAGUUGGCCCAGCUCUUGAACCAUCCCAAGAUGACGCUUGAGGCAGGUUCUUCCUCCCUGUAAGUGUAUAGGCUUCCAAGCACUCAUGGGAGAGGAAGAUUUAACUCCAGCCUACUACAUUUAGUAGACUAUCAAUUGCUACUAUGCAGUACCUCCACAAAAAGAACUGGGACAAUUAGUGAUUUAGCACCAUCUACAGUUGCCUUAUAGUGGUAGGAAACUAAAAAUACAAUAAGAGAAGUCAGAUACGACCUGGAAAGGAGUGCACAUGGAGGGAAUAUAGAGCGAUAGUCCUUCCUGCUAUAAGAUAUUCUAUUGAUACCCAUCUCAUUGACCAAACAAGAACAUCUGCAAUGAAGAACAAAAUGCAAGACCUUUCCUAAUUGGUGAGCAUGGAUUUCUGUAUUUUUCUAGUUUCCUCCCACUACCUCAGAGCACCAGACCAGCUGGUGGUGAAGCUGGAUUCAGUGUAUUUUGUGCAAACCAUCUUCAGUUUAAAAAAAGAAGCAGCUUAAGAGAGAAGUUUAUUUACUCCUGGUUUGUGAAUUUUGCAACUACCCAAAAGUAAGCUGACCGGAGAGGGCUAGGUGGGGGUGGGGAACAUAUGAAUCUGUGGUAGUUCACCAUUACUAGAAGGAUCUCAUCUACUUAUGGGGGUACGCUCAGCAUCUUAUAUAUUAGGGAUAAAAGGUAACACUUCCAAAAGCAUCCAUAUGACUUAGGCAAAUCUCAGUGACUUUUAUUUUCAAAUUCAAAUUUUACCCAAAGACUCCUUUUGCUUGAGAUGUUUGAUUUAAGAUGUCUAUACACUCAAGUGUGAAAGUGUGAGCCUUUGCUAGAAGGCAAUUUCUACUUAAUUUGGUAGAGGGUAAUAUAAUGCUUCUUGAGCUGCUUCUAUUGCUGAUAAUUAACUAAUGCCUGCAGAAUAACAUUACCUUGCAGCUGUGUGCUUAAUAGAUAAUUAUUAUCCCUGUUUCACAAAUGGGGAAACUGAGGCUGAAAGUCUGUGUCCAUUAAGGACACUCAGACUAGUGUACUGACUGCCUUUACAAUGGUGCAAAUGUCCUUAAUGUAUGCAGAGGGAGAGAAAUUAAAAGCACCAUUCCACCAGCUUUACCCAUCUCCCUGCCCGCAGAGAAGAGUAGCACAAUGAAAGGCUUGCUGAUUUGCCCAAAGCGCAGAAAGGAAUUAGUCAGGUUAGGACUCAAGCAUGCUUAACUUCCUGUUCUGUAUCUCACCACUUUACCCUGUCAGGAAUCAAUAUAUUUUAAUUCAAUAUUCAAUAGUGUUUCCAUUCCACUGUCCUAGUUUUGGAGCAGGCUGUGGCAAUCUCUCAGUCUGCUUAAUGUGUAAGUGGACCUAGGUCAGAGUCUACAGAUUGCCCUUCAUUAAAAAAAAAAACAACACAUAUUUUAGCCUGAUACUACUGAAGAAAAUCUACAUGCGACUCAGUGUACUCUUGUGUUAGGCAGUCUGAAAAAAGACUGAUUAUAUUUUACCAGGGAAUUUCAAGUGCCCUGUAUCAUUUCCUCUUGAAUGAUCCUGCAAUAGUAACUUUACUAAUUAAAAGUUUAAGAAUUUAAUAAGAACGUAUUAUGUCCUACAUCAGUUUGCAAAUCUCCCAUUGUCAUCAGUUGGAUAUGUGCUGUGGAACAAGGGGAGGACGUAGUCCUGACAUGGUAUUGCCCACUGCAAGAAGCCUCAUUAAAAAUGUAAUUACAUUCUUUCCACAUGAAAAAUAUUAUACAUUUAACUUCCCUAAUGUCACAAGUUUGGAUAUUAAAUGUAACAUUUGGUUUAUUAAUGUUAUACCCAAAGAACAUACAGGACAGAGCAGGUAGCAUUAAGU